CCCCCUCAGUGUUGGUUUUCGUUUGACAGCCUGUGGAGUUUCUCGGGAGUCUCCUGAACUGUGACGGGUUUAGUCUGGAUAUUCGUGCGUUUGAGGCGUCAUUUCAACCGAUCUCUCAGGAUUUUUCUGUUCUGAUAAUGGAAUAAGAAGUCAUCAUGGUGGUGAAUUCAGUGCACUGGUUUCGCAAAGGGCUGCGUUUGCAUGAUAAUCCGGCGUUGCAGGAGGCCCUGAACGGAGCGGACACGGUGCGCUGUGUUUAUAUCCUGGACCCGUGGUUCGCUGGUGCCGCUAACGUGGGAAUCAACCGAUGGAGAUUUCUGCUGGAGGCUCUGGAGGACCUGGACAACAGUCUGAGGAAACUCAACUCCAGAUUGUUUGUAGUCAGAGGACAACCUACCGAUGUUUUCCCGAGGCUUUUAAAGGAGUGGAAAGUGACCAGGCUGACAUUUGAAUAUGACCCCGAGCCUUAUGGGAAGGAGAGGGAUGGAGCCAUCAUCAAAAUGGCUCAGGAGUUUGGCGUGGAGACCCUCGUCAGAAACUCACACACCCUCUACAACCUGGACAGGAUAAUAGAGAUGAACAACAACAGUCCUCCUCUGACCUUUAAGCGCUUUCAGACCAUUGUUAACAGACUGGAGUUACCCAGGAGACCUCUGCCUCCCAUCAGCCAGCAGCAGAUGGACAAAUGUCACGCUAAGAUAGCUGACAACCACGACCAGCUGUAUGGUAUACCUUCACUGGAAGAACUAGGUUUCAGGACGGUGGGUUUAUCUCCAGCUAUCUGGCAUGGAGGAGAGUCUGAGGCCUUAGACAGACUCAACAAACAUCUGGACAAAAAGGUGUGGGUGGCCAAUUUUGAGCACCCUCGGGUGAACAUGUGUACUCUAUAUGCCAGUCCCACUGGCCUCAGCCCCUUCCUGCGCUUCGGCUGUCUGUCCUGCAGGGUUUUGUACUACAACCUCCGAGAACUCUACAUGAAGCUGCGGAAGCGUUCCAGUCCUCCUCUGUCGCUGUUCGGCCAGUUGUUAUGGAGAGAGUUCUUCUACACAGCUGCCACAAACAAUCCCAACUUUGACCGCAUGGAUGGAAACCCCAUCUGUGUACAGAUCCCUUGGGACCAGAACCCAGAGGCGCUGGCCAAGUGGGCUGAGGGCCGGACAGGUUUUCCCUGGAUUGACGCCAUCAUGACUCAGCUAAGACAAGAGGGCUGGAUCCACCACUUGGCCCGACAUGCUGUGGCCUGUUUCCUCACCAGGGGCGACCUGUGGAUCAGCUGGGAGAGCGGCAUGAAGGUGUUUGAGGAGCUGCUGCUUGAUGCAGACUGGAGUGUAAACGCUGGCAGCUGGAUGUGGCUGUCCUGCAGUGCCUUCUUCCAGCAGUUCUUCCACUGCUACUGUCCUGUCGGCUUUGGGAGGAGAACAGACCCAUCAGGGGAUUUCAUCAGGCAUUACAUCCCCAUCUUGAAGGACUACCCAAACCGGUACAUCUAUGAGCCGUGGAACGCCCCCGAUUCUGUGCAGAAGGCGGCAAACUGUGUGGUGGGAGUGCAUUAUCCCAAACCUAUGAUCAACCACGCAGAGUGCAGCAGGCUCAACAUCGAGAGAAUGAAACAAGUUUACCAGCAACUUUCCCAUUACAGAGGGCUCAGUCUACUAGCAUCAGUCCCAACAAUCCAAGAAGAGGCAGAGCCACCAAUGACUGACGAGUCACAGACCAGCAGUGGCCCUGACUCUCCACCCAGAAGUCCUGCAGGCGCUGAAGCGGCCGGCUGCUCUACAGCUCCAGACUCCUCCACAGUCGCCUACGUCCCAAAUGAAGACCUGGAAGAUUUCGAGAACCAGACUCCUUGCACCUCCUCGACCACGUAUCCUUCCGCAGCCAUAACGUCGACAUCGACAUCUGCCUGCCUCCCUCCUUCCACUGCUACGCCUCCCUCCCCAGCUCAGAGUCCUCUAUCCUGGUCCAAACCCUCCACCCCUUCCUCCUCAUGUCCCUCAUUACCCCCACCCCCCAGCCCAGCGACUACCCCAACUCAGACUUCGAGGAAAGACCUCAGCCGAAGAGUCCGGCGCAGCCAGAGGCAACGAGGGCGACUGUUCUGCACAGCAGCAGCAGCAGCAGCAAGGGAGGAAGAGAGGAGGUCAGAGGAGGAGAGAGAGGAUGCGUGGGGGGAGGAGAAAAUGGAGGAGGGCGUCGAGCAGGAGGAGGAGAGAAUGGAGGAUGAGACAUGUGGAGAGACAAGAGGACAUCAGCAGUGAUACAAGGUGAGGUUGAAGAAACGUCCAUUUCCAAAUAACUGGACUCGCAAACAGAAACAAGAAACAGGUUUCUGGAUACCUGGACGUCAUAAAUAUAUAUAUUUAUAUAUAUAGAUAUAUAUAAGCAGCAUGUAUACGACACAAGAGGAAACCGUACAAAAACAUUUCACAUAUAUUUAUACAGUCGUCAAAUAAAUUAUAGAACGACUGUAAAUGAUGAAAACCGAUGCUUUUGUGAGGAAACAGAGACAGUCAUUUUCCUCCAAAGUAUUUGGAAUGAGCAAUCUUCUCUUGUACAUUUCCACCCUGCAGUUCUUACACAUUGAACCUGUGCAUCAUAGCGUUAGCAGCAGCACCUCCUCUUGCUUGUCUUCGUUCUCUCCUCAGAGAUAAGGUGGUGCAGGAAUGUCAGCCGUCCAAACACACCGCCCUGUCUCUACCCCACCCUCUCUUUAGGCUCCGCUGGUUAGUGUACAAAUGAAACUCCAGGUCAUUAAAUAGAGCUGCAUAUUUUGACCAUUUGCAGUAAUUGUUUUAUUAAAAAUAAUGAGAUUUAAAUAAGUUGUGGAUGACGCGUGCUACUAAAAGGACGACAGUAACACUUCUACAGCUAAAGACUGAUCAACUGACCUCACUUUUACAUUGGAAGCCCCUUCAAUGUACUGGUGUGUACAUACCUGGCCUGCUUUAUGGACCCCUCUUUCUACUCUUAUUGGAAAACUGUGAUGAUUUGUUAUUUAAAAAAAACACUUCUGUGCAAGGGAUAAAGCAGGUCUUUGUGUCCAUGUGGCCCUGAUGAUAUGGAACCACAUGAAAAUAAAACACUAAAAAAAAAACUAAAAAAAACAUGAUUUAAAUUCUACAUUUUAAUAUGUCAAUGAAUGUUUUGGUAAAGAUCUGAUAUUUUUGCUAGCAGAAAUAAAGAUGUUAAUUAGUGAAAGGAAAAAAAAACAUUUUUAUAUUCUGACUCAUAAAUCCCUUUUCUGUUUUGGAGCGUCACUACGAGAGUAUAGCAAAUUGCUAUUGGUUGACACAUUGUACAUAAAAAAGGUAAGGUGAGACCUUCUGUGUGACCAGCUUUAAUAAAACAAAACACAAAUGUUUUUGCAUUUGCCAUAGUUUGCACUGGCAAUUGGAAAGACGGCUUGUGUGAAAUGAAUGUAGAGAAAAGAAGUAGCGUGUUGUUCUCACCAUAUAUUUAUCAGUUUGUAUAUAAAAUAUGUAAAAUCUGUCUGUUUUUACUAACGGUCUAAUGGAGGAGGUUUCACAAAGGCUCAUGUUGUUUCUGCCCUGAUGUGUUGUACCAGAAGCAUCCACUAGAGGGUGGUAGUUAUUGCAAAUUUGGCACGUGGCAGUGAAGGGUUAAGUGUACUGUAAAAAUCCAAAACUGCAGGUUUUAUUUUUUAUUUUUUGUGAAAAUGAAUUUGAGUGCUUAAUUUCUUUAAAGCCCCCCCCCCCCCAUACAAAAGUGUCUUCUAUACACUGCACAUAAUAACUUUGGUUUUUUUGAAGAAAAAAACCUACCCUACCAACCAAACGUGAGAGGACUAAAAUAACCACACAUUUUUUUUAUUUUUUUUUUUUAAUCUUUGAGAGGAUUUUCUAAUGAAUCAGAGUUGUUUUUUUUAUAUAUAUAAAAAUGACAAUCAGUGUUUCAUCCUCACUGUUUUUUUGGUUUUUUUUGACUGGUCUCUAACCCUGUGCAGAAUAAGCAAGCCAUAAAGUAGCAGUUGAACUUUGUGAAACCCCCUCAAUAUUGAAUAUUGCCUGGAUGGGUCAAUGCUUUCCCAAAGAGGGAUCAAAGAAUGUGGAGAGACAAACUCAGCCUAUGCAGGUGUUGUACUGUUGCUGUUAAAGACAAGUUGGCACUGUGAGCUGUUUGAAUCCUGACGACUUAAAUUUUUUACAAAUUUUACAAAUCAGCAAGUUCAGCCUGCCUGGCUCUCAACUAGCUUAACCACAUGUAAUAAAACAAAAACCUCACACUUCCCAAUUACCCAGAAUGCAACACAAGCCCUGAUCUUGUGUUUAGCUGCACAUUCCGACUAACAACAGUACGACACUCAGCGGGGCCAGAGGUCUGUCUGAGAACUGUGGGCUCCAUGGAUAUUUAUUUGUUUUGUAUUGUACAAAAAAGAAUUUAUUUUCAUUAAAACUACUGGAGGAAUUAUGA
Molecule: messenger RNA, 4431 nt
Organism: Labrus mixtus (cuckoo wrasse)
Lineage: Eukaryota; Metazoa; Chordata; Actinopteri; Labriformes; Labridae
Product: cryptochrome-2-like
Exons: 14
Coding region: 156-2258 (700 amino acids)
Biological process (GO): entrainment of circadian clock by photoperiod; circadian regulation of gene expression; negative regulation of DNA-templated transcription
Cellular component (GO): cytoplasm; nucleus
Molecular function (GO): DNA binding; FAD binding
Source: RefSeq, a predicted model, not a curated record